AUGGCUAAGGACUUAUCCACUGCUGGGACCGAAAUCCCGGAAAGAAUGCAAGUGGCAACCAUUUUGAAUAGUCUCCCCCCUUCACUUGCUGUGGCUGCCACCACAUUAAGAAUGAAUCCUGCCAUUAAGUCUGUCACUGAUCUUCCUAUGCACCUAGCGAUAGAACAGGACUUAAUAGCUAGUAGGAAGGAACCAGAACUGAAUAUGGUGCAGCAAGAGCUGAAUUAUGUCCGCCAGAGGCAUAAUGUUGGAAGCUAUAAAAACUCUGGUUCUAGUAAACCACAACCACAAGGACCGAAAUCGCAGCAGUUCAAGAGAAAGAAAGUACCCCGCGGAGCCUGCUACAAUUGUGGAAAGUUCGGGCAUUUCAAACCCAAUUGCCCACAAGGUGAAAAGCAGGAGAAUAAGGGAGGCUAUAAGCAUCCAGAACAAGGGGGUACUAGCAAAAGAGAAUUCGUCGGUGUGACGGAAUGUAAUGCUGUGAUGACGGAUAUCAGUGGUUGGUGGAUCGACUCCGGUGCGACUAGGCAUAUCGCAAAGGACAAGAAUGGAGUCGUAGAAUUCACCGAGCUGAAGAAAGGAGAACAGAGAAUCUAUAUGGGAAAUAAUACCUAUCUCGAUGUAGAAGGUAUUGGUUCGUAUAGAUUGGAUCUUGGGGACAGCAUUCUUGUCCUCAAAGAUGUGUUCUAUGCGCCAGGAAUUCGACGCAAUCUGAUCUCUGUUCCCAGCUUGAUGAAGAAAGGACUGGAAGUUAGGUUCUAUAAUAAUAGGGUUUCUAUAGGCAAGAAUAAUAAAGUGUAUGCUAUGGGAAAAUAUGUGCCCGAGCAUGAAUUAUGCAUUCUUCCACUAGCUUUUAAGGGUGGGUUCCCCAAGUUGCUUGGAUCCUCACAAUUGGUAUCAGAGCAGAUCGAAGCUGAAGCCAGAGCUGAAGAUUUCCUGGGUAAUCAAGAAGAGGGUUCUGUUGGAGAAAUGACUCAAGAAGAAAGAAUGGUUCGUGUGGAGGAUGCUCUCCUUCAACAGAAAUCAUUCAAUCAACAGGUUACAUCAAAGUUUGAAGAAAUUUUUUCUCAAUUACAGUUCUUGGUUCAAGAAGCCAAAAACUCCAAGAACCCUAAUCAGGGUGUAAUGGGGAUAGAGGCAAGAAAUGAGCAGCAGAGCUUAGGCUUAGGAUCAAGAGAGAAUAGAGAUGUGUCAAGAUCAGGGGUCAGGAAUCCAAACAGGAGGGAUCAGGAGCACACCCAUAUCUCUCAAAACCAAGGAGUGGAUGAAUUCACUGAGGGAUUCAGACCAAGUUACAGUUUUGGUAAUUCCUCAAACCAGAAAAACUCUUUCUUCAGUAAUCAAAAACUUUUUCAACCCAAAUCUUUGCGUUUGGAUUUUCCUUCUUUUUCUGGAAAUGAAAACGUGAUAGGGUGGCUGGAGCAAAUUGAACAGAUUUUUGAUUAUUAUGAUAUCAAUAGUUAUGAAUGGGUCAAGGUUUGCUCAUUCUAUUUGAGGGAUGAAGCUUUGCAAUGGUAUAGAUGGUUAACCAGGAACAUUGAGGAUUAUAAUCAUUGGGAAAUUUUUAAAGAAGAGUUAAUUACUAGAUUUGGUCCUAGUGAACUCUCAAGACCCUAUGACACUUUUUCUACUAUGAAGCAAACUUCUACCAUCAGAGAGUAUUUGGGGAAAUUUGAGCAAACAUUGGGUAUGUUGGAUGAACAACCCUCCAAGAGGCAUAUUCUUGAAAAAUUUAUAGGAGGUCUUAAAGAUGAACUGAGGUAUGAAGUGGCAGCUGCUAGGCCUAUUUCUCUAAGGGAGGCAGUAUCCUUAGCUAAAUUGUUUGAGGAUAAACAAAAAAAUGAAAGAAAACCAAGAGGAAAUUGGAAUACUUACAGCCCAGGGAGUUCUUCAGUUAAUCCAUCUUUUAAUCCUCCUACUAAAGAUAACCCCAGACCAUCUCCUCAAAUUAAGAAAAUGACUCCUGAGGAAAUACAGAGAAGAAGGAGUCAGAAUUUGUGUUUUACUUGUGAUGAAAGGUGGCAUAGAGGUCACCAGUGUAAAGAAAAACAUUUGUUCAUUCUUGAGGGAAUUCUGGAAGGAGGCAUGAAUGAAACUGAAGAGGGUGAUAAUCAAGAUGAAGAGGACUCUUUAACAAUGGAGUUAGCUGAGAGUUUAGUUAAAGGAGCUCCUUCUAUUUCUGUGCAAGCUUUAAGUGGAAUUAAUGCCUCUCACACUAUCAGAGUUGUGGGCUAUUACAAGAACCAAGCAGUCAGCAUUUUGAUAGAUUCAGGGUCAACUCACAAUUUUAUCAAUACUAAGCUUGUAAAAAAAUUGGGGUUAACAGUGACUGAAUCUAACAAUUUCAAUGUAUUAGUUGCUAGUGGGGAACUAAUCAAAGGAGCUGGGGUGUGCAAAGAAGUAUUGCUGGACUGUCAAGGGGUGAAAAUCCAGGUUAACCUGCUGAUUAUGCCCAUGGGAGGAAGUCAAAUUGUUUUGGGGGCAGAUUGGAUGAAGACCUUAGAGGAUAUUACUUUAAAUUUCAAGAAAUUGCAGGUAUCUUUCAUAACUGAAGGUGUGAAAAGAACCCUACAGGGAAUAAUUCCAGAGGAGUUACAAAUGGAAUUGCAUCAGCUUCCUCCCCACAGAAGUAUAGACCACAAGAUUCCACUAGAAGAAGGAACAAGGCCAGUUUGUAUUAGGCCUUAUAGACAUGCACAUUUUCUAAAGGAUGAAAUUGAAAAACAGGUAGAAGAAAUGCUCCAAAAGGGAACCAUUAGGCCCAGUAACAGUCCCUUCUCAUCUCCAGUAGUAAUGGUUAAAAAACAUGAUGGGAGUUGGAGGAUGUGUAUAGACUACAGGUCUCUCAACAAAUCAACCAUCAAAGAUAAAUUUCCUAUCCCUAUUAUUGAUGAAUUGUUAGAUGAAUUGAAUGGCACUCAGUUUUUUACCAAGUUGGAUUUGAAAUCAGGCUACCAUCAAAUCAGGAUGCAUGAGGCUGAUAUACCCAAAACUGCAUUCAGGACACACAGUGGACAUUUUGAGUUCAUGGUUAUGCCAUUUGGACUUACAAAUGCUCCCUCAACUUUUCAAGCUCUCAUGAACACCAUUUUCAAGGAAUUCUUGAGGAAAUCUGUACUAGUCUUCUUUGAUGACAUAUUAGUAUAUAGCAGGAAGUGGCAAGAUCAUCUGUUGCAUCUGAAACAAGUGUUUCAGAUUAUGAAAGACAAUCAGUUGGUUGCUAAGAUGUCUAAGUGCAGUUUUGGUCAGAGACAAGUGGAAUACUUGGGUCACAUUGUAUCACAUGAAGGAGUGGGAGUGGAUCCUAGUAAAGUUGUUGCUAUUGUUGAAUGGCCCUUACCUAAAACUCUAAAGGGAUUGAGGGGUUUCCUGGGACUGGCAGGAUACUACAGGAAGUUUAUUAAAGGCUUUGGAGUGAUAGCUCAACCAUUAACUCAAUUGUUGAAAAAAGGAGCUUUUACUUGGAAUGAUGGAGCUGAAAAAGCAUUCAGAGCAUUGAAGAUUGCACUUACCAACCCACCAGUCCUAGCUAUGCCAGAUUUUAAUCUUACUUUUGUGAUUGAAUGUGAUGCUUCUGGUUCAGGGGUUGGGGCUGUGUUGAUGCAACAUGAGAGACCUAUAGCCUAUUUCAGCUCUGCUCUUAAAGGGAGGAAUGCUACUCUUUCUACUUAUGAAAAAGAAUUAUUGGCAAUCAUCAUGUCUACAAAAAAAUGGCAGCAAUAUCUAUUAGGGAGGAAAUUUGUGAUCAGGACUGACCAUCAAAGUCUUAAGUAUUUGCUUGAACAAAGAAUCCAUACUGGUAUACAAAAUAAGUGGCUUGCCAAACUACAUGAUUAUGAUUACAGGGUGGAGUAUAAACCUGGGAGAUUAAAUAGAGCGGCAGAUGGGCUAUCUAGAAUCCAUGAAGAAGUGAGAGAGCUACAAGAGCAGUUCAUUGAAACAUCAGCUAUCUCUACUCUUAAAAGUGACUGGUUGGAGGAAAUCAGGAACAUGUAUUCAACAGACUCCUACUUUACAGACCUGGAUGCUAAGUUGUUGCAAGGACAGCUGGAACCUAAUAAAUACUGUAAGAAAGAAGGACUAUAUUAUUAUAAGGGUAAGCUUUUGAUUAGUCCUAAUGCUCAACACAUUAGAACUUCUCUACUUAAAGAAUAUCAUGAUAGUCCUUCAGCAGGGCAUUCUGGCAUCAUUAGAACCUUGCACAGGCUGAGGAGGGUUUUCUAUUGGAAAGGAAUGAAAAGAGAUGUCCAGACUUAUGUACAGGGUUGUGAUAUUUGUCAAAGAUCUAAAGGGGAGAAUAUAGCAUCUCCAGGCCUUCUUCAACCCUUACCUAUACCAGAUUCUAUUUGGGAGGAUAUCUCAAUGGAUUUCAUCACACACUUGCCUAAAAGUGGGAACAAGUCUGCCAUUUUUGUUGUGGUGGACAGAUUAUCCAAGUAUGCUCAUUUUUUUGGUCUCUCUUAUCCAUAUACAGCUCAAACAGUGGCACAUGUGUUUUUUGAAGGGAUUUUCAAACUACAUGGCAUGCCUAAAUCAAUUGUAAGUGAUAGAGAUCCACUAUUUACUAGCUUGUUUUGGAAGGAGUUGUUCAAAUUACAAGGGAGCCAAUUGAAAUUCAGUUCAGCCUAUCAUCCUCAGACGGAUGGGCAAACUGAGAUCACUAAUAAGAAUUUGGAAAGUUAUUUAAGGUGUUUUUGCUGCCACAAACCUAGUGAAUGGAGUAAAUGGCUAGCCCUGGCUGAAUUUUGGUACAAUACAACUUGGAAAAGUUCAACACAAACCACUCCUUUUGAAGUUGUCUAUGGUAGAAAACCUCCAUCCUUACUCUCCUAUGUACCUAAGAGCUGUAAAGUUGAAGCAGUAGAUGAGGUUCUAUUCUCUAGGGACAUAGCUCUAAAAUUUUUGAGAGACAGUUUAAAGAAUGCUGCGGAGCAAAUGAAAAGAUUUGCUGAUGUACACAGGAGUUUCAGAAGCUUUGCUGUAGGGGAUUGGGUUUUUCUCAAACUUCAACCGUAUAGACAAAUCAGUGUUUCCUCUUGUAAGCCUCAUAAACUGUCUCCCAAGUACUAUGGUCCAUACCAAAUACUGGAAAAGAUUGGAGAGGUUGCCUACAAGCUUGCUUUACCUGCACAGGCUCAGAUUCAUCCUGUUUUUCAUGUUUCACAAUUGAAGAAAAAGUUGGGAACUGAGAUAGCACUUCAGAAUGACUUUCCCACUUAUGUUACAGAAAUUAUUGAUGAGCCUGAGCAAAUUCUAGACAGGAGAACUAUUGUGAAGGGGAAUCAUUUAAUUUCUCAAGUUCUGAUUAAGUGGAAGCAGCGCAGUUCCUUAGACUCUACUUGGGAGUCCUAUUGGGAUCUCGUUAAACGUUUCCCUACCUUUGACCUUGAGGCAAGGUCAAAUUUAAGGGGUGGGGAUUUGUCAGGGACUGGAAUUACUGGAACUGAAGAUCAUGAGCUGGAGAUUGAGGUGAAGACUAGAGUGGUUGAAGCUGCUGAAACUGGAAGGGAACUGGAAGGGGAGUAA
This is a messenger RNA of Asparagus officinalis (garden asparagus), 5526 nucleotides long. RefSeq lists its product as uncharacterized. Gene Ontology annotation, biological process: DNA integration. The record is from RefSeq and is a predicted model, not a curated record. Lineage: Eukaryota; Viridiplantae; Streptophyta; Magnoliopsida; Asparagales; Asparagaceae. Bases 1 to 5526 code for a protein of 1841 amino acids. Gene Ontology annotation, molecular function: zinc ion binding; nucleic acid binding. The transcript is spliced from 3 exons.